Messenger RNA from Sphaeramia orbicularis (orbiculate cardinalfish), 511 nucleotides. RefSeq names its product RNA-binding protein with multiple splicing-like. The annotation marks the transcript as partial. The transcript has 5 exons. The record is from RefSeq and is a predicted model, not a curated record. Gene Ontology annotation, molecular function: RNA binding. NCBI's taxonomy places the organism in Eukaryota, Metazoa, Chordata, Actinopteri, Kurtiformes, Apogonidae.
GGCUAUGAAGGCUCCUUGAUAAAACUCACCUCUAAACAGCCAGUGGGGUUUGUCAGCUUUGACAGUCGAUCAGAGGCGGAGGCUGCUAAGAAUGCCUUGAACGGCGUCCGGUUCGACCCAGAGAUCCCUCAGACGCUGCGGCUGGAGUUCGCCAAAGCCAACACCAAAAUGGCCAAGAACAAGCUGGUGGGGACCCCCAACCCCCCUCCGUCACAGCAGAGCCCCGGGCCCCAGUUCAUCAGCAGAGACCCCUAUGAGCUCACAGUGCCUGCUCUAUAUCCCAGCAGCCCAGACGUGUGGGCCUCAUACCCGCUGUACCCGGCGGAGCUGUCGCCGGCCCUCCCACCCGCUUUCACCUACCCCUCCUCGCUCCACGCUCAGAUUCGCUGGCUCCCACCUGCAGAUGGAACUCCUCAGGGAUGGAAGUCCAGGCAGUUCUGCUGAAGUAUGUGUGAGUAACAACAUCCACACUCAGAACCCCAUGAGCCGCCAGCACAGAACAUGUACAUUA